Molecule: messenger RNA, 342 nt
Organism: Helianthus annuus (common sunflower)
Lineage: Eukaryota; Viridiplantae; Streptophyta; Magnoliopsida; Asterales; Asteraceae
Exons: 1
Coding region: 1-342 (113 amino acids)
Source: RefSeq, a predicted model, not a curated record
AUGGCGUCUGGAGCAGCCGGAGACGGAGUAUUCGGAAACGUAUUUGGAGGAUCCAUUUCCAGCGACGACAUCGGCAUCCAACGCCGUCCGUACCACCGCAACUGCAGUUGCGCUCUUCAUAAAUCCGGCGAACACCAUUGCUCUCACGCUUCUUCUCUGCCCAAAGUCUCGUAUCCGAUUAGACGAUCGUGGAGUGAAGGUUCGCUGGUGGCGAUGACGUCAGCCGCCGCGGGUUCUACCGGUUCUUCCCCUUGUUGUCCUUCGUCACCGGCGAAGACGGCGACGGUUACGGUUACGGCGAGAUUGCCGCCGCGUGGUGCGAAUUGUCGAUCGAAUUGUUAG